Molecule: messenger RNA, 1181 nt
Organism: Paralichthys olivaceus (Japanese flounder)
Lineage: Eukaryota; Metazoa; Chordata; Actinopteri; Pleuronectiformes; Paralichthyidae
Product: phenylethanolamine N-methyltransferase
Cellular component (GO): cytosol
Molecular function (GO): phenylethanolamine N-methyltransferase activity
Source: RefSeq, a predicted model, not a curated record
CACCAAGCUGAAGAGUGUGAAGUGAGGAUGGAAGAAAAGGGAAAAGAGAGUGGAGUGGUGGCCAUGGCCGCCUGUUACCAGGGGUUUGAUCCUGCAGCGUAUCUGCAGUAUAACUACACUCCACCGAGGGCUGAUUUUGAGAGGACGGACAGCAUAGUGCCGUGGAAACUGGCCUGUCUCCACAGAGCUUUCACCGAAGGUGAUGUGAGUGGUGAGCUGCUGGUGGACAUAGGUUCGGGUCCGACUCUCUACCAGGUGCUGAGCGGUUGUGAGGUUUUCAACAAGGUGCUGCUCACAGACUUUCUGGAGGUCAACAGGCAGGAGCUGAGGCGCUGGCUCCAGGGCGAGGGGGGCUGCAACCUGGACUGGACCCCGUACCUCCAGCACGUGUGCAAGCUGGAGGGACGACGGCCCUCAGCAUGGACAGAGAAAGCUGCCAAGCUACGUCAGGUCAUCAUGGACGUCCUCCCAGUUGAUGUGCACCGCCCUCAGCCUAUGGCCCCUGACGCCCUUCCUUCAGCAGGGGCCGACUGUCUCGUCUCCUGCUUCUGCCUGGAGAGCGUCAGCCCUGACCUGGCUGCUUUCACCAAGGCCUUGGGCCACAUCGGGAGGCUCCUGCGGCCCAGUGGCCACCUCCUGCUCAUCGGGGCCCUCGGAGAGAGUUACUACUUUGGGGGCCCUGGGGUAAAGAUCCCGGUGGUCCCACUGAAUGAGGAACAGGUCUGUGCUAGUUUGAAGGAGAGUGGCUUCACCCUUAUCCGGCUGGAGGUUUACACACUGCCUCAGGACAUGAGGGUCGGGGUGGAUGAUGUGACUGGAGUGUUUUUUGUAAAGGCAAGAAAAGACUGAAGGAUGAAGUGGCAGAAGAGGCAGAGGAAAGAGUAUUAAAUAUGGAAGUGAAAAAGUAUCAAUGAUAAAAGAUAUUAAUGAUAAAAUGAAAAAUAGGAAUGGAAUGAGUCUAGUUAUUGUCUUUUCUGAUGGUGCAUUAGUCUGAAACGUUCUCUUAUUCUACCACAGUAGCAGUUACAUGUAGAAACAUAAUCAUAUGUUGCCUCCUGCUGUUAAAACCCAACAACUACAGCAUCAAGAAUGUCAUGCUCCAGUUUUGUUCUCAUUGUUAUAUCAAAGUUUAUCUUCAUCUUAAUGCAGCAGUUCACACACAGUAUAUUUUGACAUGCUCA